This is a messenger RNA of Jaminaea rosea, 2380 nucleotides long. Its product is annotated as ArgJ-domain-containing protein. Lineage: Eukaryota; Fungi; Basidiomycota; Exobasidiomycetes; Microstromatales. Bases 27 to 2270 code for a protein of 747 amino acids. Gene Ontology annotation, cellular component: mitochondrial matrix. Gene Ontology annotation, molecular function: L-glutamate N-acetyltransferase activity, acting on acetyl-CoA as donor; L-glutamate N-acetyltransferase activity, acting on acetyl-L-ornithine as donor. The transcript has 2 exons. Gene Ontology annotation, biological process: L-arginine biosynthetic process; L-ornithine biosynthetic process. The record is from RefSeq and is a predicted model, not a curated record.
CCCAUCUUCUCCUUCUUGUCUGCCUCAUGACCUCGACUCCAAAUAACCCUGCAUCGCCUUCUUCCCCCUCUCCGAUCAUCUCACUUGCAAAGCGCGGUGCUCAAGACCCUCUCUACGCGUACGGCCUCUCUGCCCUCUUCUGGGCGUCUGUCCCCGUAUCUUUCUUAUCCGCUCACUCGGACGCACGAUCACCUCGCCUUGCUUCGUCGUCUGGUCACGCUGCCGCAGCGAAGUCACCUCUCGCAAAGGCCCUUGACGCUCAUAGUUUAGACACAGUCAAGACUGCGGGGCAGAAAGUAGCUUCACCCAAGACUAUCCUUCGUGGUGGACUCGCCCCAUUUUGGCAGCUCGCUGGUAUUGGGUCCCUCAUCGGCCUUGGAGGAUAUAUCACUUCACAAGGUGAUCCUUUGAACGGCGCUGGUACAGUGACAGCUUGGUCCCUUCUCUACCUCGCCUUCCACGGCUAUCCGACCCUACGCGCCGGCAAGCCCUGGCCCAUCGCCCUCACUCUGUCAACGGCAGUCGUCGGCGCAGGAGUGCACGGCAUCCAUUACUUUGAUCGCACUUCCUGGAGAGGAGCUAUCCCUGGUCUUUCUGAGUCAGCCACAUCAUCUUCGUCUGACCGAGCGAAACCUUUCGCAUCUUCAACUACGACCUCACAAUCCUCUUCCGCUGUCCCAGCCCUGAUGCUCCUCAGCACUGCCAUUGCAGCUCGUCGUGGCGCUGUCCGUACCGCCGCCACCUCGUCUGCAAGCAUGACGCGCUACUCUUCUACGAGCAGCAAAGCCACGCGCUUUGUCAAGCCCCUCGACCCGUCGACUAUUCCACGCGGCUUUGCAGCAGCCUACGGCUACGCAGGCAUCAAGGCUGCCAUCUCUCCCAAGCCCGUCCCAGACGCAAAUGCCGGCCCACCUCCAUCCCCCUCUGCCUCGACCGCAGCCACAACGACCCCUAAGCCCGACCUGGCGCUGAUCGUCUCUACAACGAGCAAGCCUGCAGCUGCGGCAGGCACCUUCACCAAAAAUGUCUUCAAAGCUGCGCCCGUCGUCUUGUCCAGCGAGAUCAUCGCGCAGGUAGGGCGAGCACGCUCCAUCCUCGUCAACUCAGGAUGCGCAAAUGCAGUCACCGGUCAACAAGGCCUUGAAGACGCCAAGCGCUGUGACUCCGAAGUGGCCCGACUCCUCAAGAGCUCGCAGGAGGACAAGACCGUUCUUCUCUCUACGGGGGUCAUCGGCGUUCCCCUGCCAAUGCCUGCCAUCGAGGCUAAGCUGCCCGACCUGGCAGAGCAGAUCCAACAGCAGGGAGAGGUAUCCUCGCCUGAGCAGUGGCACGAAACAAGUCGCGCCUUUAUGACGACGGACACUUUUCCUAAGCUGCGCACGCGCGUCUUCCAACUAGACGGGCAGGAGUACCGUAUGCUGGGGAUCGAUAAGGGAGCAGGUAUGAUUCACCCCAACAUGGCCGGUCCCAGCUCAGCAGGUGGAGCUUUGCACGCUACCUUGCUGGGGUUGAUCGCAACAGACGCGCCCAUCCAUCCAACGGCGCUGCAGAGUGCCCUCAACCACGCGGUCGCUCGCUCCUUCAACUGCAUCUCCGUCGACGGUGAUAUGAGCACAAACGAUACCAUCCUCGCCCUGGCCAACAACCAUGCGCAAGUCCCCGACUCGCAACUCCUCACCGAGUCUUCCGCCUCUUACGCCCAGUUCCGUGACGUUCUCACUCGUUUCUGCAUCGAGCUUGCCCAGCUCAUCGUCCGCGACGGUGAAGGAGCAGAGAAGUUCGUCGAGGUCCAAGUGAAGGGAGCGCCCAAUUGGGAGACGGCCCACGCUGUCGCGGGGAGUGUCUCGACGAGCGCGCUGGUCAAGUGUGCGCUCCACGGUGGGGAUGCGAAUUGGGGACGAAUCCUUUGUGCAGUUGGGUACGCAAAGCUACCUGCUGGAGAGAGUGAGGGGGCAGCAAAGGGGUGGAGCAUCGAUCCUGCUAAAGUGACGGUUCGUUUCUUACCGCCUUCUACUGCAGCGUCUGUUAGCGGAGCCAACGGUGAGGCCUUCAAGCCUCUUGUGGUGCUCAAGAACGGAGCUCCGCAGCCAGUGGAUGAGACGGAGGCGGGACGAUUGCUUGCAUUGGAGGAUAUUGUGAUUGAGGUGGACCUUCAAGGAGGGGCGUGGGCUGACGUCAAUGGUGGGAAGGAAGCAAAGGCCAGCGCGACGUACUGGACGUGCGAUUUUAGUAAGGAGUAUGUGGCGAUCAAUGGUGACUACAGGUCGUGACGAGGCUGUGGAGGGAGAAGGUUGAGACCGUGGAUCGCAAGGCUGUCUAUUAGAAUGGUGGCAAUGAAGGACAAGUACAAAUGCAUAACUCUCCGAAGCGUGGCUCCUCA